CGUCAUGCACUGCGCUCGUCCUUAGAGUUAAAGAUGGCGUCGAGGGCACCAGUAGCGACGGGCCGGCUAAUGCUCGGAAUCCGCAAAUGGUAUUACGGCAUGUGUGGCUUCAACAAGCUUGGUUUAAUGCGUGAUGACACAAUCGAAGAAAAUUCGGAUGUGAAACAAGCCCUGAGCCGGCUUCCAGAGAAUGAGCUCAACAACAGGGUGUUCAGGAUCAAGAGAGCCCUGGAUCUUAACAUGAAGCAGCAGAUCCUCCCUAAAGAUCAGUGGAUGAAAUUCGAGGAGGAUGUCAGCUACCUGUCCCCAUAUCUGAAUGAGGUGAUCCGUGAACGUGAAGAAAUGGAAGAGUGGUCGAAGAAGUAGAUGGUUCCUGAUCAGAGCUGUGGAUCUUGAGUCCGUACAUGUUUGUCCCCUGGUUUAAUAUUUAAAAUGAAAAGUGACCCCUAUAAGAUGGUGCUCAUUAAAGAAAUAUACAUUUUCAAA
Molecule: messenger RNA, 486 nt
Organism: Pleuronectes platessa (European plaice)
Lineage: Eukaryota; Metazoa; Chordata; Actinopteri; Pleuronectiformes; Pleuronectidae
Gene: uqcrb
Product: cytochrome b-c1 complex subunit 7
Exons: 4
Coding region: 34-366 (110 amino acids)
Biological process (GO): mitochondrial electron transport, ubiquinol to cytochrome c
Source: RefSeq, a predicted model, not a curated record